Molecule: messenger RNA, 1913 nt
Organism: Volvox carteri f. nagariensis
Lineage: Eukaryota; Viridiplantae; Chlorophyta; Chlorophyceae; Chlamydomonadales; Volvocaceae
Exons: 2
Coding region: 188-1285 (365 amino acids)
Biological process (GO): UDP biosynthetic process
Cellular component (GO): cytoplasm
Molecular function (GO): UMP kinase activity
Source: RefSeq, a predicted model, not a curated record
AUGGUACAGGAUUUGAGGUCGUAGCUGUUUUUUUAUUUGCAAACUGAACCAUUUCCAACUACAAUUGUUCUGCAACCAGUCCUUGUCGCAGAUUUCAAUUGUUGUGACCUGUAUUAGUGCAAUUUGCCUCAAUUCGUAUUAGGGCUCCUUUCUGCCACGCCGCCGGUGCACUUCGCUUGGCCACAAAAUGCAGCUCGUGUCUCGUCGCGUUGCCAGCAGCCUCAGCAAAGCAGGGCAGCCAUAUCUCCGUGCGAACAUGCUUAGCGCAAUUCGUCUUGGUCAGUUCCAGGCCGUUCCUUCUUGUGUGUGCCGCAGCGCGCACAUAAAUGGAGCCGCCGUCGCCGACCAUUUGCACAAGCCUCAUAGCAACGGCCGCAGUCAUGGAGUUGACUUUCAGAACAAACCGUUUAUCUACGGCAGCCCAACCAUUAUCGACUUGGAGAACAGCAAUGGCGACAGUCACAUUUCCACCCACCACCGCACCCACCAUGGUGCCAGCACUAGCACUGGCAGUUCGGCGCCCUUCAGCACGUCUAACAACCUGAACCGUUCUCCGAAAUAUAAGUACCCCCGGGUACUUCUAAAAAUUAGCGGCGAGGCCCUCCAGGGCAAGCAGGGCUUUGGCGUUGACCCGGCGGUCCUCAAUCUGGUGGCAGAGGAGAUUGCGGAAGCGCACAAGGCAGGCCUGCAGUUGGCGGUAGUGGUGGGUGGCGGCAACUACUUCCGCGGCGCGACAGCACCCAAGGGCAUGGACCGCGCGCAGGCCGAUUAUGUGGGUAUGCUGGCCACAGUAAUGAAUGCACUGCUGCUACAAGGCGCCCUCGAGAACAUGGGCGUUGACACGCGCGUCCAAACAGCCAUUGAAAUGAGAGAGGUCGCGGAGCCGUACAUACGUCGCCGCGCGAUCCGGCACCUAGAUGAGGGCCGAGUCGUCAUAUUUGGCGCCGGCACGGGGAACCCGUUCUUCACCACCGACACCGCUGCAGCUCUGCGCGCGGCCGAGAUGAAUGCCGACGUAUUUAUGAAGGCCACCAAGGUUGAUGGCGUGUACGACUGCGACCCUAUGAAGCAUCAACAUGCCAAGAAGUAUGAGAAGCUAUCGUACCGGCAGGUGUCCAUGGACAAUCUGCAGGUGAUGGACGAGACGGCAAUUACGUUGUGUAAGGAGAACAAUAUCCCCGUCCUCGUGUUCAACGUCAUGGAGAGGGGCAACGUUCUGCGUGCAGCUGCGGGACACAAUGUGGGCACCGUCGUGGAUUCCUCGGAAGAACACAAGCGAAUCUAGUUUGCUAAAGGCGAAACUCUACAUAUGUGUGUAGGGGGUUUUGUAGAGGGUGACAGCGGUCUGGAGGUGCAUUCUGCACGGUGCUAGUAGUAGGUCGUUUGAUGUAGCGAUGAGGGCGGCAUGCGUAGAUGUUGCGGAUGGGUAGGCAGGGGUACGCCAUCGGUAGGAGUUCGCUGCAAGCAGCAGCGGGUGCGCCGCCGGUGCGCUAAGGUCCUGACGGUGGCGCGAUUGGCAGUUAGGCGGCUUUGGAUUUCUGUGAUCUUUGCGACAGGUCUGAGUAUCGAUGGCCCUUACCUCGCUGAACAAGCGUGGCAGUGCUAUUUGAAGGCAUCGAAAGCGAUUAGUUGUGCAAAGGGCGGCACGGCUGACAGGUUUUGCUUUCUGCUUUCUUGGUGCAUAGGGCGUUUUGGCUAGUUCCGUCUUGGGUUAGCCCUAUUAUUGAUGCAUAUGUUUUGCAUUUAAGCACUGAUAAUCCGUUGACGCUUAACCGUCCGGAUGACUUUUUGCUACACGUUUGCCCCCAACAGCGCUAAACUAUUUUGGUGCGGGGCUUUUCGUCGGCAUUAUUAUACCAUAUAACCAACGAUGACUGAUUUUUGCGAACCCUGUAACGCGUAAACUUGCACGG